AUGACGAGGCAACUCACGAAGACUCACCCACGCUACCAGCUGUUUGGCCCUACCACCCGCUGGGGAGCUAGGCCUAGAGCUCUGACAUACGUACGCAGGGACCUCCCCGCGUUCCCCCUCCCACACCCCGAUUCGCCCGAUAUCGCAGCAGUCUGCAUAUCCGGACUCACAAUAAUCAACACUUACCGCCCCCCAAAGGAUCUAAACACCAUCCUAGCCGGGGACUUCAACACCCACCACCCACUCUGGCAGCCGGAGACGGAGGCUCACAACACUACCCCAGGAGCAACAGCGCUUAUAGAGUGGCUGGAGGCCAACGGACUAGCCCUUUGCAUCGAGCCCGGCACCCCUACCCGCGGGCCAAACACCAUAGACCUCGUCUUCUCGGACAUCCCCACUGGCAGGAAACCCCCACCCCGCCGGAAGCUGGGCUCGACCGACUGGGAGAAGGCUAAGGCAUUACUCAACCUGCCGCAUAAGGACCUUCCUGUUGACGACAUAGCCGAAAAACUAGUCAACACCGUGCAAGAAGCCAUCCGAGGCGCAUCUAAAUAUAACACCCGCGGGCUCCCACGUACCCCUUGGUGGACGUCAGAGCUCACAGACCUGCUACGACAGACACGGCAGCAGCAGGCGCCCGACUACCUGCCACUUCGGAGAGCGGUUUCCCGCGCGAAGGCCAGCCACUGGAAGGAGCGGAUCGAGCACGCCACUUCACCCACAGACGCCUUCACACUCGCCAGAUUGCACAGGCGCGCAGACCAGCUCUCCGCUCCCCCUUUACAUAUCCGGAACGACCGGGUCACGACGCCACAGGGCAAGGCGGACACCUUCCUCACUCACCUCCUAGAGAAGGGAACCUCUCUCCCGCACCAGCAGGAGGAGGCCGUAGACCUAGUCCAGAUCCUUACCCAUAGGGUGGAGAGAGCCUUCCAGCAGAAGAAGGUGGCCUCGUUACUACUACUGGACGUGAAAGGGGCCUUCGACGCGGUUGAUCACCAGCGGCUCCUAUCCCACCUACGCCUCCAGGGAUGGGACGAAGGCCUUACCUCUUGGAUACACGACUGGCUAUCCGACCGCUCCGUUUCGGUCCAGGUCGGAGACGCUACCGCCACCGCAAAAAUAAGAGGAGGCCUCCCACAGGGGUCCCCGCUGUCCCCAGUCCUCUUCCUCCUAUAUGCGGCGCAGAUAGUCUCCUCGCAAGAUAACUCCUUCUGCUACGCGGAUGACCUAGGGCUACUGUUCGUCGGGGACUCCCUCGAGGAGACAUCCCAGCAGCUAGUAGAAGUAUACAAAACGAUCACCCUAUCUGGAGCAGCAUCAGGUCUCCCAUUCUCCCUAGAGAAGACGGAGAUACAACAUUUCUCGAAGCAGCGGAAGCUGUCCGCGCCUACGGUCACUCUACCAGGGGUAGGCGAGAUUAAGCCAUCCCCAUAUACCCGUUGGUUAGGCAUCUUACUGGACAGCAAGCUCACCUACCGACCACACAUCAACUGGGUCUUCAGCCGGGGCAAGCAGCUCGCACUACAUCUCCGGAAACUCAGCAACACCCAGCGAGGAUGCCCGGUUGCCUCUAUGCGCGCAGCGGUCAUUCAGUGCGUGAUACCGACAGCGUUAUACGGCGCGGAGGUCUUCUACACCGGCCGAGGGCAGAAGGGCCUCAUCGACUCCCUACGCUCCCUACUCCGGCUCGCUGCUCUAGCCAUUCUUCCAGCUUACAGAACAACCCCUACCUCAGCGCUACUCCGCGAGGCAGACCUACCCUACCCGGAAGCCCUCCUCGACGGCGUCCUCCAAAGAGCAGCAGUCCGAUACGCGAGCCUAGACGCUAGGCACCCGAUCGCGAGAGUUACCAUCGAUGCAUACGAUACUAAAGGGACGAGACUCACCAGAAUCCUCCAACGCGUCCCAACGCCGGCACCGGAGAGAGCACGUGUAGAGUCACGUCUCCCACCGCUCCGCAUACUACCUACUACAGACGCAAACAAGGCCGCAUACGCACCAGCACCGCUACGGUUAACGGUCUACUCGGACGGCUCACGCACUGGCCAAGGGGCUGGGUACGGGUUCGUGGUCUACUACGGCUCUAUCCCUAUCACCCAAGGGUAUGGGCCAGCUGGCUCCCAGUCAGAGGUGUACGACGCCGAGAUUAUGGGCGCAGUAGAGGGCCUCCAGGCGGCUGUCAACCUACCCUGUGCAAGCUACUCCACCGGCCUCGUUGUCCUCCUCGAUAACCUCGCUGCCGCUAGCUUACUCGCGGACGGGAGGCCUGCGCCACACAGACGAAAACUCACGGACUUAUUCCAAAAGCUUACUACCCAGUGGGAAUCCGCUCCCUAUAUCCUCAGCACACCCCGCACGCCCGUGGAGGUGCGCUGGAUGCCAGGCCACUCUGGGAUAGCAGGGAACGAGACUGCCGAUGAGCUAGCAAAGAGGGGCGCAGCGUUAGACGGCUCCCAUAUUCCCCCUUCCCCAUCUUACCUUGUGCGCGAAGCAAAACAACAUAUCCGCACGGCAACGCGUGCCGCGUAUACCAGAGACGCACCUCAGGCAUACCGAGACCUAAAUAUCCAACCUCACACCAAGAGCAGCCGCGCUCGGGAACACAGGCUUCCCCGCGGGGUGCUCGGCCGGCUGCUAGCCGCACGGACUGGCCAUGGUGACUUCCAGGUAUACCACGAGAGGUUCCAUCACAGGGACUCCCUUACGACCUGCUCCUGCGGUAAGCCAAAAUCCCCCGUCCACUUCUUCUUCUGCCCGCCUGCGAGGAAACGCUGGAAGGAUCGAUGGAAAGGCCGAAAGGCCAGCCCAUCUGCAAGGAUAAACUGGAUACUGAGCACAGCUGCUGGGGCCGAGGAAUUCGGCCGUUUCGUGCAAGAAACGUUCUUCUUCAAGGACAUCUGCCCAAAUCGGGCACAAACAUGCGCCGCAUAG
This is a messenger RNA of Penicillium canescens, 2934 nucleotides long. RefSeq lists its product as uncharacterized. The coding region runs from base 1 to 2934 and encodes 977 amino acids. The record is from RefSeq and is a predicted model, not a curated record. Gene Ontology annotation, molecular function: nucleic acid binding; RNA-DNA hybrid ribonuclease activity. NCBI's taxonomy places the organism in Eukaryota, Fungi, Ascomycota, Eurotiomycetes, Eurotiales, Aspergillaceae. The transcript has 4 exons.